UGCUUCUUCAUUAGUGAAGUAUCGAACCCUAGGACACAGCAGUUAUGAACAGGGGCUGUGGGAUAGACACCCGGGUUAAGUCCUGGCUCUGCCAUUAACUUUUUGUCUGUGCCUUGAUUUCUCUACCCCGGGGCUUUGGGUCGAUUAAAUGAGUUAUGCGUGUAUUACACUCACAAAAGUGUUUGGCCCCUAGUGCUUUAUAAGUUUUGGUUAUUAUUAAUAUUACUGAGCCUUCGACGUGUGUGCCGAGCCUGUGCUAAGCACUAUGUCAUCAGUGCGCAGUGGGAGACAUAUCAGACAGAAGUGUGUUCUCAGACUUCAUGAGAGGAAGACCAUUUCACCGGGACCUUAAAAGAUCUCCAGUCGAAGAAGAUGGUCAUAAGGAAGUUAAAGGAACAAAAUGGAGAGGAGGAAAGGGAAAACAACGACAUAAAUUUACUACGGAUGAAUUGUACAUUCUUAAUCAGACAUUUGAAGAGACUCCUUACCCUGAUUUUACCACUCGAAAAGAACUGGCCAAACAACUGCGUUGUCAAGUAUAUAUAAUUGAUAACUGGUUCCAGAAUAAAAGAGCCCGACUGCCACCCAGAGAGAGACACAGAAUGUUUGCUAUUUGGAAACUACAUGAAUUCCCUAUUCAAGGUCGUUCAUGUUUAAGCCUCCAGGAUACUCAGGCAGAAUCUCCCAACUACACCACUGAGCACAACCUCUCUUCUACUGAGGAGGCUGUACUGGGGAGAGCUGGCUAUUCUUCUCUAGAGACACAGGAAAUUCCCAGUCAACAGGAUGGCCCAGGUGACACUAUGGUCCCAGGCAUUGUAAAGGAACCAAGCUGUACUUUGGAGUAUCAAGGUGAUACGAGAAGUAAACUUUGUCCUGCCUAUCCAUUUUCCAGCUACAAAUCAGCACUCUUUUUUCAUCCUCCUACAUCUUCUGUGCAGUAUUUUGAGAGGGAUGGGCCUGAGAAAGAAGAAAGCCAGCAUGCAAGGCCCUUCAUUCUGCACCAUAUUUCUACUGUGCAGGGAGAGAGGCAACAGCAACAGGAGAAGAAGGCCCAUUGUCAUCACUCACUAUUUCAAGGACAGCAGGCUAAUGGUUGCAGAUGUCCUUUACAGCAGCCUCAACAGCUUCAGGAUUAUCAAGAGAAUCUGCUCUUCCAGGCUCAGUAUCUAAUGCACCUGAGUUGUGGGGAUUUAGGGCAGCAGGUGCCUUCCCUUCCAUCACAAGAGCAGAGGGGGUUUUCUCAAACUAAUGGAGAGCCCCUGUGUUCUCAGCUGCAGCAUACACCUCUACAAAUGGUGGUCAAGUCUCGGCCAAUGCCUCUUGGGCAAGGUAUGCGUCAAGGAGCUGCAGAGGAAUCCCAUUCUGAAAUGCAUCAUCUUUGGGAUGAGGGGUCUGCAAAGGUCCACUGCUGGGAUCGAGAUUGUGGCCACAGGAAAUAAUAACCAUAUAACAUUCAAUAGUAAUCCACACAGCAGAUCAAGGCGAACACCUCUCCAGAGUCUGAACAUAAACACUGUCUUGAGGAAAGCUCCAUGAGCUGUUGAUCCCUUCUGGUUGGGCAGCAGUGUCCACCAGUGUUUUAGCCCCUGAUCAUACAGCUUAUAGUGCCCUCUAGGGCUGGGCUAGAGGAUGGAGCACAAAACCAACAAACACAAACAUAGCAAGACAACCAGCAAACAGCAGUUGCCAAAUCCAAAGCAAUUUGUGCUUCAGAAGAAAGAGGCCCUUGCACAGUACCUGUUUCAGAUAUUGUCUGCCCCUCAGAGGGGAGAUAGCCAACAAGAAUCCGAAGGACCCCACUGCAGCAGCCUUUGGAUGAGAGGCCUAUGAGGCUGCUACUGCCAUGUUCCUACACCAUGGAGCCACCGCAGUAGCCAUAUGUCCUGCAGCAGCCUCACUGAAGCCCUACUGUGAGAGACAUCCAAACAUCAGCCAGGUCUCCAUACAUCUAAAAGGCAGCCCCUUUGUUGAGGCCACCCAAGUUUUCCCCACUUAAGGCAAGAACUUCAGUGGAGCUGCAGGCCCAGCUGUUGCCCUUUGAAGAGCCCCAGGAGGAUCCUGUGCUGGGUCAGGUGUGCAGCCCCCACCAUCCCCCUUACCUGAGAGCUGCUGCCUGGGAACCCAGAGUGUUGUGACCAAGUCUCCUGUGGAUGUGCAUAAAGCAGAUGUCACAAGAUCUGAGAGUACCCAGUUGAGCAUCUGAAUGCUACAUUAUUUCAUAUGUACACAAUUACCUCAUCUGCCAGUAAUGGCACCUGUAUUUCUAUACAAUCCUUAUUCUAUUUUCCUUUUACUGUGUUGGCUGAAAACUGCAGUAAUACAUUGAAUCAGCAGAGUGAGAGGUGACAUCGUUGUCAGUAUUUCCCAGUUUCAUAUUUAGUAUGUGGCAUUUACUAUACUGCAUAUUAUCAAUUUCUGCAAAAGGAGUCCACUUAUUUCUAAUUUGUUCAGUUUCUUUAUUUCUUCCCUCUCUAUGGAUUUUGAAGCACUUAAAUGUUUUUUCAUUGAUUGCAAUUAUAUAAUUUUUUUUCUCUUGUAACUUGUUCCUGUGGUGAUUUAAAUAGAUUUUUCUUAUAUCAAAGAAUGUCAUGUUUUUGGAAUAACCCAACUACGUCAUGAUGUAUCCUUCUUACGUAUUUUUUGGGUUGUAGUUUCCAAUAUUUUGAUUACAAUCAUAGCAUCUAUGUUCACAAAGGAGUGGGCCUCUAAUCAUUUUCUUUACUGGCACUAUCUUUAGGGGUCUGGAUCAUGUUAAACCAGCCUUGGAAUGAAUUAGGUUUGCUACCUCUCUCACUAUUCUCUAAAAUCUUGUGUAAAAACUUAUUCCUUCAUUAAAUGAAUUUUCUAGUCAA
This is a messenger RNA of Equus caballus (horse), 2855 nucleotides long. Its product is annotated as cytoplasmic polyadenylated homeobox-like protein 2. Gene Ontology annotation, biological process: regulation of transcription by RNA polymerase II. Lineage: Eukaryota; Metazoa; Chordata; Mammalia; Perissodactyla; Equidae. The record is from RefSeq and is a predicted model, not a curated record. Gene Ontology annotation, molecular function: RNA polymerase II cis-regulatory region sequence-specific DNA binding; DNA-binding transcription factor activity, RNA polymerase II-specific. Gene Ontology annotation, cellular component: nucleus.